AUGGAUCCGAACAGCCUUGCAUUUCGAAUAGUUGGCGCUAUUGCGUUGUUCUUCAUCGUGCAACUCUUCUACGUCUUCUCAAAGGUGGAAACGCUUGACGACGGAAAAAUGACACUCGAGGCCGAGGUGCACAUGUUGGAAAGAAAACGUGACUCGGUGAGGAUGCGGCUAAACGAUUUGGAAAGAGAGGCCUAUAGAAGCGAGAAAAAGCUGCAACAACUUGAAAUGAAG
Molecule: messenger RNA, 231 nt
Organism: Mesorhabditis belari
Lineage: Eukaryota; Metazoa; Nematoda; Chromadorea; Rhabditida; Rhabditidae
Source: the annotation of a GenBank genome assembly